Molecule: messenger RNA, 700 nt
Organism: Hibiscus syriacus
Lineage: Eukaryota; Viridiplantae; Streptophyta; Magnoliopsida; Malvales; Malvaceae
Exons: 1
Coding region: 80-583 (167 amino acids)
Source: RefSeq, a predicted model, not a curated record
AAUAGAUAAGGGUCUAAAAUACUAGCAAGCUUACUUACCAGCACCGCCUUAUCAACACAACCUCCUCUCUCUUCUGGCCAUGGAUGCAGCCAAGAUGUUGCUACUAUCACCACCGUCAACCUCCCUACCUUCACUAAAACCCCAUAGUUUCAUUCUCGCAUAUACAAGACCAAAGGUGCAGCCUCGUCUGAAAGUGCUAGCCAUGGCAAAGGAUACCAGUGAAAGCGGCAACGGAGUUGCAGAGAAAGCAGCAAUAGCCGGUGGCCUGGUUGCCAAUCCAGUCAUUGCCUGGUCCCUGUACACGCUCAAGACAACCGGGUGUGGUUUGCCCCCCGGACCGGGUGGCUCGAUAGGUGCACUGGAAGGUGUUAGUUACCUGGUUGUUGUUGGGAUUGUGGGGUGGUCUUUGUACACGAAAGCCAAGACCGGUUCGGGGCUACCAAAUGGGCCGUUCGGGUUAUUGGGAGCCGUUGAAGGUUUAUCUUUCCUGUCUUUGCUGGCCAUUUUGGUUGUCUUCGGGUUGCAGUUCUUGCAGAACGGAUCCAUUCCAGGACCCCUUCCCAGUGACCAGUGCUUCGGCUGAGGAGAUAAUGUCGCAUGGGCCACUACCACUCUAUCUAGUGCAUGUGCCAAUGGCUAACCUAAGGAUUGUAAAGAAUUUCAUUCAAUAAUUAACUCUGUUUUCUUUUCUUAGUGUCAA